Vigna angularis (adzuki bean) is the source of this 726-nucleotide messenger RNA. RefSeq names its product cytochrome P450 82A1-like. Gene Ontology annotation, biological process: defense response to other organism. Gene Ontology annotation, molecular function: heme binding; monooxygenase activity; iron ion binding. Bases 1 to 726 code for a protein of 241 amino acids. The record is from RefSeq and is a predicted model, not a curated record. NCBI's taxonomy places the organism in Eukaryota, Viridiplantae, Streptophyta, Magnoliopsida, Fabales, Fabaceae. The transcript is spliced from 2 exons.
AUGGAAAGGGAAAAGAAAAUACCUUGUUACUGGAGCUUUCCAUUGCUUCACCGGAGUCUCGCCGGAGAAGAUGAAGCUUGCUUCGCACUUAUCGCGGGAGGAAGUGGUACAAGUAAUAUUAUUCUUACAUGGACAAUAUAUUCAAUUUUGAGAAAUCCUUUUGUAAUGGAAAAAGUAAAAGCCGAACUAGACAUUCAUGUUGGAAAAGAGAAAAUGGUAAGUGAGAAUGAUAUAAGUAAGUUAAAAUAUCUUCAAGCCACAGUCAAAGAAACUUUAAGAUUGUAUCCUCCUCUUCCUCUAUUGGCACCUCGUGAAUUCACAGAGAAUUGCACUUUAAGUGGUUAUAACAUAGAAAAAGGAACUCGUCUAAUCACAAAUAUUUGGAAGAUUCAGACAGAUAGCAAUGUUUGGGAAGAUCCAUUGGACUUCAAACCAGAAAGGUUUCUAACAACUCAUAAAGACAUUGACAUCAGAGGUCAUAAUUUUGAGUUAUUGCCAUUUGGAAGUGGUAGAAGAAAGUGUCCUGGAAUAACCUUUGGCCUUCAAAUGGUGCAUUUCAAUCUUGCUACUCUUUUGCAUUCUUUUGAAAUUCUAAGUUCAUCACCUGAUCUUAUUGAUAUUACUGAAACCUCUGAAUUAAUCGACACCAGUGUUAUUCCCCUUGAGAUUCUUAUUAAACCAUGUCUAUCUUUUAGCUGUUAUGAGAACAACUUAUCCUUAUGUUAA